Molecule: messenger RNA, 771 nt
Organism: Caenorhabditis remanei
Lineage: Eukaryota; Metazoa; Nematoda; Chromadorea; Rhabditida; Rhabditidae
Exons: 1
Coding region: 1-771 (256 amino acids)
Source: RefSeq, a predicted model, not a curated record
AUGACCGAUGGGUCACACCUAGCACUGUUUUUCUACCCAGAAAUCUCAAAUACAGUUGAAGUGAUUUAUCGUGAAAACAACGUUCAAUGGAAAAACGUCGGAUUAUCAACAGGGCAAUGGAUUCAGCGAGUGUUCGAUGUAACAAAAUGUCGAUCUCUGGGAAGUGUGACACUCAAUGGGACACCAAACUGCGAUGUGUUCUCCUUUCUUAAUGUAGUCUCUUACCUCGAAAUCACCAACAACUGUACAAAAACUUCUGCUAUAAAAGCACUGCAAGUUCUCUCGCCAGUCACUUCAUGGAUUACGUUGUUUAAACUUCCCUUUUCCAAUCGAGUGGAAUUCCAGAGAUUUUGGUUGGGAGAUGUGAAAUGUUUGAGAAUCCACGACGAUGAUUUAUCAAGUUUUCAAUUUAAGAUUGAUGAUCUUCUAGCAUCGAACGCAGUCAAACUGCAAUUGCUCGGAAUCAAAAUGAGUCUGAGAGACCUUAACAGAUUCUUCUCAUGCUGGUUGGACAAUACAUCUAAUCAUCGGUUGGAGCAUCUAUCAGUAAAAUCACUUGAGGAUAUCAAUGAAGACGUUCUUCUGGAAGGACUAGGUGCUACUCGUUUCACAGAAAACCGGACUAGAGAAUUCCGAUCAACCGACAUAUUUCCUAAAUUCAGAGAAUUCACUGAAGGUUUUGAUGUGAGAAGAGUAGAUGGAAAAUUGGCAGCUAUUACAUUUGGAAAUGCUUCUGAGGAAAUAUUCAUAAAUUUCGAUGUUUGGUCAUGA